Stegostoma tigrinum is the source of this 4630-nucleotide messenger RNA. RefSeq names its product cyclin Y (gene ccny). The coding region runs from base 641 to 1663 and encodes 340 amino acids. Gene Ontology annotation, biological process: regulation of canonical Wnt signaling pathway; regulation of cyclin-dependent protein serine/threonine kinase activity. Gene Ontology annotation, molecular function: protein kinase binding; cyclin-dependent protein serine/threonine kinase activator activity. The transcript is spliced from 10 exons. Gene Ontology annotation, cellular component: plasma membrane; cytoplasmic cyclin-dependent protein kinase holoenzyme complex. The record is from RefSeq and is a predicted model, not a curated record. Lineage: Eukaryota; Metazoa; Chordata; Chondrichthyes; Orectolobiformes; Stegostomatidae.
CCUCGGCUGGUGGCUGUGUAUCACUUUGUAUUCACCGGCAAAUCGCUACCCUUGAACCGGAACUCCUCGUGCGGAUUGGUUACACUGUACUGUUGUUACUGUGUGUGUGUGUCUGUGCUGGGGGUUAAGUCACCAUUUCAGACUCGAACACACACAGCAACAAUGAUGCGAGGCUCCACCUGAAGCUUGUGGUGUGCGUGUGUGUUUUUGUUGCCAUUACCAUCUUGGAGGACGUUCAAACCGUGAAGGGCUUGACUUUCAUAGUGUCAGCGAGGAAGAAGGAAGAAAGCAGUAAUAAUGGCUUAGAGUGGACGUUGAAGGAGAUGGAGAGGGAAAUCAGCUGCUGAGCUUUGAGCAGAUCUCCCCUCUGGUCCGUCAGUCUCGGGAGAGAGGGGGAAAACUCGCCUGUCCUUUUCAAUGGCUGUGCAGUGCUAAUUCUGGCCGGAUGAGGGUGUUUCUCUGAUCGGACACUGAUUUUUUUGCCCUCUCUCUCUCCUUGUUUUAAAUAUCUGUAAUAUAUUUCAUCUCUCGUGUGUUCUCUGUGCAAAAUCCUACUUCCUUUGGCACCACCUGAAUCCGACCGUUCAUUCGAUCAAGGAAAAAAAAACAUUAAUCAUACUCUGAGAGAGGGAGAGAGAAAAUGGGGAAUACCACUUCCUGCUGUGUCUCAUCCAGCCCCAAGUUGCGGAGGAACCACGCUCGGCUGGAGACUUACCGCACCGACACCGACAUCAGCCGGGAGGACACGGGCUGUAACCUACAGCACAUCAGCGACAGGGAGGCGGUGGACGAUUUAAACAUGGAAUUUAACCCUUCGGACCACCCUCGAGCUAGUACCAUGUUCUUGAGCAAGUCUCAGACGGACGUCAGAGAGAAACGGAAAAGCCUCUACAUAAAUCAUCACCCACCUGGACAGAUGAGAAGGAAAUAUAGCUCCUGCUCCACCAUAUUCCUGGAUGAUAGCACUGUCAGCCAGCCAAACCUGAAGUAUACUAUCAAAUGUGUUGCCCUUGCAAUAUAUUACCACAUCAGAAACAGAGAUUCAGAUGGACGAAUGUUAUUAGAUAUAUUUGAUGAGAAGCUCCAUCCGUUAUCAAAAACAGAAAUGCCAGCAGAUUACGAUCGGCAUGAUCCGGAACAAAAACAGAUUUACCGUUUUGUUCGAACGUUAUUCAGUGCUGCCCAACUCACUGCAGAAUGUGCUAUUGUCACAUUGGUGUAUCUUGAAAGACUGUUAACAUACGCAGAGAUUGAUAUCUGCCCUAGUAACUGGAAGCGGAUUGUAUUAGGAGCCAUCCUGCUUGCAUCCAAGGUAUGGGAUGAUCAGGCUGUUUGGAAUGUGGACUACUGCCAAAUCCUUAAAGAUAUCACGGUGGAAGACAUGAAUGAGCUGGAGCGUCAGUUUUUAGAGUUGCUUCAGUUCAAUAUCAAUGUGCCGUCCAGUGUUUACGCAAAGUAUUACUUCGAUCUACGUUCCCUAGCAGAAGCCAAUAACCUUAGCUUCCCAUUGGAGCCACUCAGCAGGGAAAGGGCACAGAAACUUGAGGCACUGUCCCGACUAUGUGAGGACAAGUAUAAAGACUUGAGGAAAUCUGCUCGGAAACGGUCAGCCAGUGCAGAUAAUCUGACUGUGAUCAGAUGGUCCCCGGCCAUCAUUCCCUAACAGUGGGCAAUUUUGCUUAAGUAUGUUUGCUGUCGUCCAUCCAGUUUUUACCUCGGGGGAGAAAAAGAGACUUUUAAAGACUUUGGCAAGAUGCCUUUACAGUGCCUCCAUCUUGUGUAGCGCAGGAAAAUGGGAAAUCUCAUUGGAGAAAACAAAAAUAACAGUAUGAAUUUGUGAGAAAGCACUGUCAUCUCGAGCAUUUUCACUGCCUCUAACCCCCUUUAAAUGGGUUUUAAUACGGGAGCCACAUAACUAAUGUAAAAGGGGGAUAAGAAGUUGGAAAGUUGAGGAAAAAGAUUGCCAAUUUAAACAGUCAGUUUGUUUGCAGGGAAGAUACAGAGGCAAGUGGAUAAAGUAAGAGGUUUGUCUUUAUUGCGUGUCUGAAGCAAUUUGUGGAGUGGCAGUGUUUCAUUUUAAUUUAUUCUAAAGGUGUGACCGGUAAAUUAAUGGCCUGCAGGAACAAAACUUUCACGGGUGUGUAAAGAUGAGCCACUUGUGUGAAUUGUCACACGAUGGCCAGCAAUGCUAUAUUUCCGAAUCUGUUUCGAGGUGUGCUUAAAGGUUCUAUUGGUUGCACCCAAACCACACACAAAGGCAGUAUCUCCCUCAGGGGACAAACCCGAGGUGUCCUCUUUCAGUCCUGAGAGUAACCACUGUAAGAAGCAGACAGCUCUGGCACACUUGUCUUAGGUGUCUUGCACGCACCAAACACAACAUGAUGUAGUUGGCAGUACCUGGUCCAAUGCCCUCAAUAUAUUCCACAAGAUAUCGCACAUUGUUUUUGAUCCAGUACAUCAUCAUCUUUGUGUUUUGCUGCAGUGUUCUGCAUAAUCCAGAGGCUGUCGAGAAGCACAAGAUGUCAUUUUGAUCUAUAUUAGGGUAUCCACUUCUGUUUUCAUAUUGCUAAUCAUUUUAUGAAUAUAUUCAAAUUUUUAUUUUAUUAUCUGUCAUUUCUUAAUGUUUAGCUUUGACUUGUCAGUUUAUGUUAGCAUGCAGAUGCAGACAUUAUAGUAAAGAUUUGUAUAUGUAUGAAAAAUCAUUCUUAUUCUUAAUUUGUAGACUUUUUUCGCCUUUUGCAUGCUUUUUGACAAUAUGUUCCAUUACAUGCAGACAGGUUUUGUCAUGGGUCUGCUAUUUAUAGAUAUGUCUGGGAUGGUGGCAUGUUAGAUGUAGUCGAGUUGCUUUUCUGUUCUGAUGCUCUAAUUAUGAACCUCAACAGUACCCUCUACUGGAAGUUUUCAGAAUUUCUUUUGUACAAUUCCUUAAAAGGCACACUCGGCUUUUGUAAUUCUUUCUUUCACACUCAAAUCAAGCUUACUGCUGUUAUUAGCGCACAAUUUUAGUCACAAAUGAGUCCAAAAAUUCGACUGUUCAUAAAGCUUAGUUUUGUAUUUUGCACUGGACUGAUUGCAAUGUAGGACUCUGACGGAAACUGAAGCACAGAUAACACUGAACAUACUUGUUACCAGAAGGGUUUUGCUCCAUUUAAUUGGCGAACACCAGCUUAAUUUCCUUUCUGCAUGAAACGACCGAUUGAAAACGCAAUGUGCCCUGUUGAGUGAAAGCAAUACAAAUACCUGAAUGCUGGGCAAAGUGAUGUCAACAUGUCUGUUCACAAUAAGCAUGAAGUUGGGUGGUGCAUUCACUGAUUUUGCUUUCAGUUUCAUUUUGCUCAUCUGAGGCAAAUUGUUGUGAACUAAUGGGAAGACAUUCCACACAACGAUAAAACAUGAAAAUUAGUUAACUGCAUUGCUCCAGUGGCUCCAACAACGAAUACAAUGUGCAGUUUAGUACUAAGCCAUAGAGACCAGGGGUGGAGGAAUUGUUUGGGAGCUCUAAUUGGCCUCAGCAUUAAAACUUAAAAAAGUGCAGGCAAUCAAACUGCUUCGUGCUUUCCAGUAUCCGUUGUUGGCAACAGUGUGGAUGCCGACAGUAUUGGGCCUGCCUGUGAUGCUCAUCUUCAGCUGUCUGGUUUCACGAAAAAAAAACAAUGACGGAUAGGGUGAGGUGCCCAGAGAGCUGCUGCCAUUCGUGGAAUCAUUCCCUAGCAAAGACAAUGUCUUCAGAAGAAUAGGAGAGCAAAAUUAGGUUUGAAAAAUAUUAGUUGUGUUAAUUAUUGAAUCAAUGCCUAAAAUUCCAAUCUAUUUUGACCAAAAUUUUAAGUCAAGAUUAAUAUUUUACACCCUUACUGAUUUAAUCAGUUUAAUUUUUUUGAUACACAGUUUUCCAAGUAUUUUAGGGAGACCAAUCAUCGUGUUAACAUUACUGCGAGUGAAUUUUAGUGAGAUGAACAUUGAUGAUAUCUGUAAUUAUCUGAGUACAAGUGUACUUUUGUGAAGUUUAUUAAACUUGUCAAAGAUUGUAUAACCUAUUUAUUGUAUGUAUGUACAUACAGUCUGAUGCUUACUUAAAAUGUAAAGUGGUCUCAGUAGAAUCUCGCUCAGUCUAGUUUAGACUGGUGAUUCUUGCUUAGCCUUGUGCACUGGACUCUACCUCUGUAUAGAGAGUUUUUUCCCGAUCUUUCAUUAUUUGGAACUGAUAAAGUUUUUUUGUGACAAAUUGAUUAUGUACCUUAUGUUUCUUGUGCUGAGAAAAAUCUACUGUAGCUAUUUUUCAGUUUGAUUUCUGAUGGGUAAAACUGAGAAAUAAGGCUUACAUCGAGCAUUUUUAUGUUUCUUUGUAUUAAUGAAAACAACAGUGCUUUUGCGUUUUCCUCCCAUUUUGUUUGGUCAACUUUGCCAAAUACGAAACAGUAUCCUUGGAUAAACUGCACAAUACCAACAGAUUGAUGUUCUGGACUGUAACUCAUCCUCAACCAAGCAGUAAUCUACCAAAGGGCUGCACCCUGCUUAAAAAUUUGGGUAAACUGAUUAUUUCCCAUUGCUUCCCAUUACUGUAAUGGUGAAUGACCAUUUUAAUAAAGAUAGGUGCCAAUUUGGUUACACCGUGCAUAUUUGUGUUUAUUCA